Sphenostylis stenocarpa is the source of this 945-nucleotide messenger RNA. Lineage: Eukaryota; Viridiplantae; Streptophyta; Magnoliopsida; Fabales; Fabaceae. The record is from the annotation of a GenBank genome assembly.
AUGUCAGUGAACAGGUUAAAGAAAGCAAGUGUAUCUUCAUUUAUUCUUGAUUGUGAAAUUGUUGCAUAUGAUCGCGAAACAAAGGAGCUUCUUUCUUUCCAGACUCUUAGUACUCGGGCUCGCAAGAAAGUAGAAAUCAAAGAUAUAAAGGUUAAUGUUUGCAUAUAUGCUUUUGAUUUGUUGUAUCUAAAUGGCCAAGAACUUCUUCAGGAAAACCUGAGAGUCCGUAGAGAGCAUCUUUAUGCCUCUUUUGAGGAGGAACCUGGAUUUUUUCAGUUUGCAACAGCAAUAACUUCAAAUGAUGUUGAGGAAAUACAGAAUUUUCUUGACCAAGCUGUUGGUGCAAGUUGUGAGGGAUUAAUUAUUAAAACAUUAAAUGAGGAUGCUACAUAUGAACCUGCGAAACGAUCACUCAACUGGCUAAAACUGAAGAAAGAUUAUAUGGACAAUUUAGGGGACUCACUAGAUUUGGUACCAAUUGCUGCUUUCCAUGGACGUGGAAAACGUACAGGAGUUUAUGGUGCCUUCCUCCUUGCUUGCUAUGACAACAAUAAUGAAGAAUUUCAAAGUAUUUGCAAGAUUGGAACGGGAUUCUCUGAAUCUGUACUUGCAGAGCGUUCUGCUACUCUUCGUUCGAAAGUCAUUUCCAAGCCAAAGUCAUACUAUAGAUUUGGAGAAACAAUCAAUCCUGAUGUCUGGUUUGAAGCCAGUGAGGUGUGGGAGGUGAAAGCGGCAGACCUGACCAUUAGCCCUGUUCACCGGGCUGCCGCGGGCAUACUAGAUCCGAACAAGGGCAUAUCUCUUCGAUUUCCACGACUACUUCGAGUCCGGCAUGACAAAGCUCCUGAACAGGCCACAUCAUCUGAGCAGGUUGCUGAAAUGUACAAAGCUCAAAAACACAAUCAAGCGAACAACCAAGAUGACGAUGAUGAAGAAGAUUAUUGA